Molecule: messenger RNA, 1645 nt
Organism: Carassius gibelio (silver crucian carp)
Lineage: Eukaryota; Metazoa; Chordata; Actinopteri; Cypriniformes; Cyprinidae
Gene: adprs
Product: ADP-ribosylserine hydrolase
Exons: 6
Coding region: 335-1453 (372 amino acids)
Cellular component (GO): nucleus; mitochondrion
Source: RefSeq, a predicted model, not a curated record
UCACUUUCUUCAACAGCUGCGCGCCAUCGCUGUUUACAAAGGUCUGCGCGGAGAAUCUCUAAUUAAAUAACAAAAUAAAUGCAUUAUAUCAAAAGAAACAAACGUUUCGGCAAAGUAAUUAUCGGUCGAAAUCAUAUCAUAUUCACGAAAGGUUUAAUAUAUCGUGAUGCGUAUAUAUUUGACAUGCUGGGGUAAAUAUCGGGUCACACAAUGACAGCGGUCCUCCAGCGCAACAAAACCCGGAUGUCACUGUGCUAGAUUCAUACUAGGUCCGUCUGAAACGAUUUAUUGAGUGUAGUUUGUGUUUACAGUAAGUUAAGAUACAGCCAGAGAGAUGUCGGCUGCGGCGCGUGUAGCAGCGCCCGUGAUGCUGUCCCGGUUCCGCGGCGCACUGGUCGGCUCGGUCUUGGGCGACUGUAUAGGCGGCGAGUUCGAAGGCGCCGUGGAUGUGCCUUUAGAUCGAGUCCUGCAGCAUCUCAGCGCUCUGGAGGACGAAACACGGGGUGAUGGAAUUCUUCAGUACAGUGAUGACACGGCCAUGAUGCGAUGCGUUUCAGAUUCACUCCUCACCAGGAUGCCGUUUGAUGAACGAGACAUGGCUCGAAGAUUUGCAAAGGAGUAUAACCUUGCUCCGGGACGAGGUUAUGGCUCGGGUGUCAUACAGGUCCUGCGGAAGCUUGCAUCGCCCCAUCUGAAGGACGUCUUCCAGCCGGCACAGGCUCAGUUUGGCGGACGCGGUUCUUUCGGGAAUGGAGGAGCCAUGAGAGCAGCACCCUUUGCCCUGGCCUACAAAAGUCAAGCUGAUGUCUGCAGGUACUCUCGGCUUGGUGCAAUGUUAACACACUCAUGCUCUUUGGGCUACAAUGGGGCAGCGUUGCAGGCCCUUGCUGUCCAUCUGUCUCUCCAAGGCGCUCUGGCUCUGCCAAAAGAAUUCAUCAACAAACUGAUAUCAGAAAUGGAGGAGAUGGAAAAAGAUGAAACAGCCCAGCUUGAUGCUAAAGCACUCAAUUUAUCAGAUUUCCCAUAUUGCUCACGAUUGCACAGAGUGAAAGAACUUAUGGACCGAAACAGUGUGAGCAUUGAGGAGGUCAUAUCUGAACUGGGGAACGGCAUCGCUGCCUUGCAGUCAGUGCCCACCGCUAUCUUCUGCGUGCUGCAUUGUUUGGAGCCCCGGGACGGGCUGCCAGAGCGAUUCGGAGGACUGGAGAGGACAAUAGCCUACAGCUUGGCUCUGGGUGGUGACACUGACACCAUUGCUUGCAUGGCAGGGGCAAUCGCAGGGGCACAUUAUGGCAUUGACUCCAUUCCCCAGAGCUGGCAGAAGAGCUGCGAAGGGGUGGAGGAGGCAGAUGAUUUAGCCAGACGUUUGUAUGAUCUUUACUGCCUUCCACAGUUUGAAGAAGACAGGGGGACGUCAAGCUGUGAGAACAAUCAACCGCAUACACACCAGUGAUCAACACACUGUAAAAACUGACUGACCCACUACAUGGCUUUAUGCAACAUGCAGCCACACAUAAGUGAAACUUUAUCUGGCACUCAGUGUCAAAUGCACUUGCUAAUAUACCAUCAUCUAUGUUUAUAAAAAUGUGAAACUUGUGCAAAAUGUUUACAAUAAAAAGAACUGGCACCAUUUUAUUGGUAAUGA